This is a messenger RNA of Loxodonta africana (African savanna elephant), 981 nucleotides long. It is a transcript of the gene TMEM171, whose product is annotated as transmembrane protein 171. The record is from RefSeq and is a predicted model, not a curated record. The transcript has 3 exons. NCBI's taxonomy places the organism in Eukaryota, Metazoa, Chordata, Mammalia, Proboscidea, Elephantidae. The coding region runs from base 1 to 981 and encodes 326 amino acids.
AUGUCUCCCUCGGCUGCCACUGAGCCCAGCGAGCACCAGCAUUACAGACAUGUCAGCAAGCUCAUUUUCUUACUUUUUGUCUUUGGUGCCAUUCUGUUGUGUGUGGGAGUCCUGCUGUGCAUCUUUGGGUUCCAGGUGUGCCAGUAUGAAGCCUUCCUCAACUGCGCCCCGGUGCUGAAGGCCAUUGGGCCCAUGUGUGCCGUGAUUGGGCUGGGGACAGUGAUCCUGGCUCGCUCCUGGGCACGACUUCAGGUCCUGGAGGGGCAGCUGCAAGACAACCAGGUGGACCCCAACGGAGCCUUCAUCUGUGGAGAGAGCCGCCAGUUUGCCCAGUACCUCAUCUUUGGGUUUCUCUUCCUGACGAGUGGCAUGCUGAUCAGCAUACUGGGGAUUUGGGUCCCUGGAUGUGGCUCAGGCUGGGCACAGGAGCCACUGAACGAGACAGAUACCACCGACUCUGAACCCCGUAUAUGUGGGUUCUUGACUCUGCAAAUCAUGGGGCCCUUGAUUGUGCUCGUGGGAUUGUGUUUCUUCGUGGUCGCUCAUGUUAAGAGAAGAAACCGCUUAAGUGUGGGCCAGGAUGCCUCGGAAAAUGAAGAGGGACAGACCCAGAGCACGGAAUCUGUCCAGGUCACUGUAGGUGAUGCAGUGAUAAUAUUUCCACCUCCUCCUCCACCCUACUUUCCUGAGCCUUCAGCUUCUGCAGUAACACAAACUGCUCCGGCUAACAGUUUGCUUCCGAAUGAAAGUCCACCUUCAUAUUACAGUAUUUUUAACUAUGGCAGGACCCCAACUCCUGAGGACCAAGGAACAGCCUCUGAGAGAGAUCAUGGAUCUGUAUAUACUAUUUCUGGGACUAGGCCAUCCUCUGAGAUCUUACCCACUCCACAUCUUCCAUCUGAAUCACCUCCCAGAUACGAAGAAAAAGAAACCACUGCAGCUACAGCCCUGUCUCCAUCUUCCGUGCCUUCCCCACCAUGA